UUUAAGUCCAUGUUACAAAACGGUUCAGUCCGCACUGUUUUCACUUCAUUUUGCGUAUUGCCUGGCUUCGUGCGUCUUUAAUCUGCUCUUAUAUUGUGAGCCUAUAUCCAUUCGGUAACAGAACACAAGAUGUACUGUGUUGUAUUGUUGGUGACUUGCGGAUUGUUGCCACAUCUUGGCCGGGGGCAGCAAACUGGUGCACCCACGUCAACCGAACAACCGAAACCAUACAAAUUAAAAGAGGCACCGAAUUUCAACACUCCGGGUGUGUACCAACUGACUCCCCCCGUGGACCACGCCGAAGGCCCAGCAUGGGACGGCAGGAAGAACGUCCUGUACUACGUGGACAUCCACAGCGGACGGGUGCUCAGUUACAAUUUUUUCACGCGAUCGGUCAGCUCGAUCACACUCAACGGCCAAGUGAGCCCCGUGAUACCCUCCAAGAACAACGAGAACCUGCUGAUAGUUGGGGUGAAUCGGACAUUGGUGGCGCUGGAGUGGGACGGCGAGAAGGAACUCGGAAACCAACGGGUGCUCACCACAGUGUCCCAGCAAUUCCCUACCAGUCGAUUCAACGACGGCAAAGCCGACAAAAUGGGGCGCCUAUGGAUCGGCACGAUGGGUUUCGAAGACGUCUCGAAGGGUACACUGACGCCCAACGAAGGUGUGUUGUACCGCGUCACGAAAGACACACUCAUCAGUCCCAGCGUCAAGGUCGCACCGGUCAACAUAAGCAACGGCAUCGCUUGGACCAAAGCCAACGAUAAAAUGUAUUACAUCGACACUCCCACCCGACAGGUGAUCGAGUACGAUUUCGAUGCAGAAAAGGGCGACAUUUCCAACGGGAGAGUCGCUAUCGACGUGAGCAGAUUCCCGACGCUCACCGGCAAUCCAGACGGCAUGACGAUCGAUGCCGAUGACAACCUGUGGAUAGCCUUGUACGGAGGAGGGGCUGUGAUCAAAGCUAACCCGAAAAACGGUCAACUGUUACAGGUCGUUCCGAUUCCGUCCCGCGACGUGACGUCCGUGGCGUGGGGUGGUCCGAACCUCGACGUCCUCUUCGUCACCACUUCGAGGGUGUCGUUGACGCCGGCGCAGCGCAAGGAAUUCCCGGCCGCGGGUAGCGUGUUCGCCAUGUUGAACGCCGGCACAAAGGGACUGCCUAUCUACGGGGCGGACCUGGUGGACUCGAUUAGACGCGGGAAUUUAUUGGCGGACUUGAUCCUCUCCACAAACGAUUUAUUUGCGCCCCCGGUAUCGAACGAUAUCACGAACCUGGCGAGAUCAAAUUUGCAAAAAAAGCCGGAGGACCAAACUGCAAAUAAACCUUUUUGGAUGACGAUGCUGAACACGCUACGAAAUAUAUUUUAAAUUAAAUUAAAAUGUCGAAAAUGAGCUCGUAGUUUGAUUUUCCCUUGUUUCUCAGAGGCAGUUCGAAGUUCUUCCUCGAAUAAACUGCUCAAAAUAAUUGUAAAACAGAUUUUGAAGGUCUAUUGUACACAGCUGAUGAAGGGAAUGUUGAAAAGUUUUUGUUAGAAAUAGCUGUUAAACUGCUCUAGCUGAUAUUACCGACGACAUACUUGUAGCAAUUGAUGAUCACGAGGUCAGUGCACUGUUAGUGUUGGACUUUACCAAAGCGUUCGAUACGAUGAAUCCUAAAUCUGCACUAUAUCGGAUUUGACAAAAAUCUAACAACUAAGUUGUUUCUUGUCCGAUGGAGUUCAAACAGUAUUCUGCACCGCUCUUUGUUCGACUGGGUGUACCGCAGGGUAGUAUUUUGAGUCUCUUGCUAUAUACUAUUUAUUCUUCUAAUUUUGUGCGGUCGAUACUCUGAGAUUUGUUAUUCAUUUCCUGUUACUAAAAUUAUAGAAGCAAAAAAUCUGCUUCUGAUUAUCUGCUGCAGCUUAACCUGACGUCAGUGUUACUACAUGUCAAUAAAAACAUUUAAGCAAAUGUACAGAAGAUAUCUAUUUGGAAGUCAUACUUUAAUUCCGUUUAUCCUCGCCAUUUCCUUCUGUGACAUAUGAUAUACACUAGGCUUGAACAAUAUCUGGUUCUUCCCUUGUUGGCCAUGUAUUAAGAAAAAAACGCAGUGAUUUGAACUGAAUUUUUAGUACAACAAUGAAUGUAUAGAUUAUUGGUAUAAUUUUUAUUAUAUUUAUUAUUUCUAGAUCAUUAUUUUCACAACACGUUAUAAUAAUAAUAAUAAACGCUUAUUAUUAUUAUUAUAAAGACUUUGCAUCGCGAGAAGUUCAUUAAAUAUGGUCCAUUUGGGCUGUCCUAGAAUUCUCUUCAAUUUCAAAGUUAUUCCACUGAUUAAAAAGUCCGAAAUCUCAAAUUUAUGUGACCUGACACCAAUUAGUAACCUACCAGUAUUAACAAGUCACUAAUAAUUAUAACAAUGAAUUAUCAUAUUAGAGAGCAUCAGUCGGGUUUUUACACAGAGGUUUGGUUGUCCGAUCGCAUUACUAAAUGUCACAGAUGACAUAAUUAGAGCUAAGCGAAGUUCGCAAUACCCCUUGAUUAUUCUAAAGCCUUUAAUAGAUUCAACCACGAGUUGUUACUUGCAAUUAUUACGCAACGAACUCAGUCACGGUGCCAUUACCUGUGGUGUUCCACAAGGUGCGAUCCUUGGGCCUCUCUUAUUCACUAUCUAUAUUUUGUGACAUAACAUCUUUACGAUUUUGCUAUAUACAUAUUUACGCAGAUGAUGCUGUACCUUUCACACA
Molecule: messenger RNA, 2729 nt
Organism: Cylas formicarius (sweet potato weevil)
Lineage: Eukaryota; Metazoa; Arthropoda; Insecta; Coleoptera; Brentidae
Product: regucalcin-like
Exons: 8
Coding region: 130-1371 (413 amino acids)
Biological process (GO): L-ascorbic acid biosynthetic process
Molecular function (GO): gluconolactonase activity; calcium ion binding
Source: RefSeq, a predicted model, not a curated record